Molecule: messenger RNA, 1777 nt
Organism: Leguminivora glycinivorella
Lineage: Eukaryota; Metazoa; Arthropoda; Insecta; Lepidoptera; Tortricidae
Gene: NGR-A15
Product: neuropeptide CCHamide-1 receptor-like
Exons: 9
Coding region: 91-1245 (384 amino acids)
Biological process (GO): G protein-coupled receptor signaling pathway
Cellular component (GO): membrane
Molecular function (GO): G protein-coupled peptide receptor activity
Source: RefSeq, a predicted model, not a curated record
AUGUAGUUUCGAAUCGAAGUAACGAAAAGUUUGUGUGUGUUGUGACAUGUGUAGUGGGUUUUCUUGAAGGAGUUUGGCAUAACAUGCAACAUGGAAGACUACAACAUAUCGAUGGAAGAGCUCAUGAACGGGUCCGAACCCUACCAGCCCUACUACCAACGCCCUGAGACUUACAUAGUGCCGAUCAUAUUCGCACUGAUAUUUGUCAUUGGUGUUGUUGGCAAUGGCACGCUGGUUGCAGUGUUCGUGAGGCAUAAGGCUAUGAGAAAUGUGCCCAACACAUACAUCCUCUCCCUCGCCCUGGCGGACUUACUCGUGAUCAUAACCUGCGUCCCGUUCACAUCCAUCGUGUACACGGUGGAAUCCUGGCCGUGGGGCGCCACGGUUUGCCGCGUGUCCGAGGCGGCGAAGGACGUCAGCAUCGGAGUGUCCGUGUUCACGCUGACGGCGUUGUCGGCGGACCGGUAUUUCGCGAUCGUGGAUCCGCUUAGGAAGCUGCAUGCCACGGGUGGUAGCAAACGCGCUACUAGGCUGACGGUGGCCACAGCGAUCGGCAUCUGGUUGCUAGCGGCGAUGCUAGCCACGCCGGCGUAUGUCGGCUCGUAUGUGAGGACCUUCGUCGUCAAUCCUACUACACAGUUCCUGGUAUGCUACCCAUACCCCCCGGACUGGGGUGAGACUUACCCCUCCACCAUGGUGCUGAUCCGGUUCCUGGUGUACUACUCGCUUCCUCUGGCAGUCAUCGCGCUGUUCUACAUCCUGAUGGCGCGCCAUCUGGUGUUGAGCACGCAAAACAUGCCGGGGGAGAUGCAGGGGACACAGAGACAGAUGCGUGCCCGAAGGAAAGUCGCGCUGACAGUCCUCGCUUUUGUACUGGUCUUCGCCGCCUGCUUCCUUCCCUCGCACGUCUUCAUGAUGUGGUUCUAUUACUGCCCAACAGCCCAAGAGGACUACAACGGCUGGUGGCACGCGCUUCGCAUCAUCGGCUUCUGCUUCUCAUUCCUCAAUAGUUGCGUCAACCCCAUCGCCCUUUACUGCACUAGCGGGAUUUUCAGGAAACACUUCAACAGAUACCUGUUGUGCCGCGGUGGCUCGGCCCGAGGCACUCGGGGCUCCAUGUCUUUGUCCACGUCUCGGAGACUAACUUCCAGUAGGAAAACUAACAUCAGCAUGGUACCGAGGACGACGUCCGUCAACCGAGACAGCAGCAUCCGCCUCAUCAGCAAUGGCUCCUCAAAGCUCUGAGGAAGGACCGGCCGUCCGCCGGCCAACAACAACGUAAGGAGCGACUUCAAGACCUACUUCAAGAGUGACAGCCUCGCUCCCUUCCCAAAGUGCUGUGAAAACGAGAACGGCACGCACGUGGAAACCAAUGUGGAUGCGAAGAGCAGCACUGAGAGCUUCUAUAUGCCUGCGGAUUUUAGGAGGUCCAGAUAAAUUAGAAUUAACUUCGAUAAUCUUGAGAUUCUUCCUUUGAAAUUGUACGGAUUAUAUUUGCUACUUUUCAGCUUGGUUGGACACUACAUUAGAUAGCUACUAAAUACAUAACCACAGUACCACAACGAAUUAAACAGUUCCAUAGUUCAAGAAUAAAUCUACUUCAAAAGUGAGCUUUCAUAUGCCAGCAGAGUUCAAAAGGCAUAGUUAAAUACAUUUUAGGUCCUGGACAAUUUUUUCAUAGUUCUUUUACUGGGAUUCUAAUUACAUAUUUAACUUUUUAAAAGUACCUUUCUUAAGAUAUACUCUGGGAUAUGGGCCAACAGCAGUGAUAGUAGCG